CCUUGAAACUCAUUUAUUCAAUAUUGACCAACCUCUUACAUUUAAAAUUCCAACUUACCGUUACAAACCACUUGUUCACUCUCGUGAGCAGUUGAAGCGAGGAGCCUCUCAUUCAAACACAUUUAUAUCCCCAACCAAUUUAUAUUUAUACAUAUAUGUCACUCUCCCCUGCGGAAAGAGACGGACUAGGCUGCUACCAUGGGCGUCAAAGCAGAAGAUCUCGACCAGCCUAAACUAACUCUAUCUAAACUCCCACACUGCAAGCCCUCGCCGCAGCACAUGCAGACGCCGCCGCUCCGCCCCCUCGUUUCGAUCCCGUUCCACUGGGAGGAGGCGCCGGGAAGGCCUAGGGGCGGAGAUGCAACGAAGAGCAAAGCGGCGAGGUGUCUGGAGCUGCCGCCGAGGCUGCUGCAGGAGGAGGGUAAAAUGACCAUGACGCCCUCGCCCACAACGGUGCUGGAUGGGCCCUAUGUGGGCCGGUCGCUGUCGCUGGCCUGCACGUUUUCGUUCAGGAAAGGGCCGGUUUUUGGCCGGGAGGAUGGGAAGAGGAAUAUGGGGUCGGGGAGGUGGGGAAGCUUUAGGGAGGUGAGACGGUGUGGGGAGGGUAGUAUGGACUUUUCGCAGUCGCUUGGGGAUAUAUUUAGGAGUGAGGAUGGUGGUGAUGGUUGUGUGAAGAUCACAAGAGUUAGGAGGAGGAAGAGUUUCUUUAGAUUGUCUACAUUUAACUCCAAUUCCAAGUAUUUGUGGUGUUUUGUGAAUCUAAAUUUGCAGGGUGAUAUUUAUGCAAGUUUUAAGCAGGUGGUGCCGUGGAGGCGUAGUAGCCAAUGAGAAGGAGAUGAUGAGGAAGAAAAUUCAAGCAAGAAAAUGUUGAAUUUUCCUUUCUCCCACGGUUUUAUACAUACAACUUUUUUAAUUCCAUGUAAUUAAUGUCUUUUUUUUAUCAUCUGCUGCUACUGUUUUUUUAAUACUAGUAUGUUUUAAGAGGGAAACAUGAAAUCGUAUUUUAGUAAUGAGAAGCUGCUGUAUCUUUUUAUUAGUA
Salvia splendens (bonfire salvia) is the source of this 1039-nucleotide messenger RNA. RefSeq lists its product as uncharacterized. NCBI's taxonomy places the organism in Eukaryota, Viridiplantae, Streptophyta, Magnoliopsida, Lamiales, Lamiaceae. The coding region runs from base 199 to 828 and encodes 209 amino acids. The transcript has 2 exons. The record is from RefSeq and is a predicted model, not a curated record.